Chionomys nivalis (European snow vole) is the source of this 2054-nucleotide messenger RNA. Its product is annotated as guanylate-binding protein 6-like. Gene Ontology annotation, biological process: defense response to Gram-positive bacterium; defense response to protozoan. Lineage: Eukaryota; Metazoa; Chordata; Mammalia; Rodentia; Cricetidae. Bases 82 to 1950 code for a protein of 622 amino acids. The transcript has 11 exons. The record is from RefSeq and is a predicted model, not a curated record. Gene Ontology annotation, molecular function: GTP binding; GTPase activity.
GGGCGAGCGCCAAGCAGGUGGGAACUGCGCUGGGACCUGCAGGAAAGGGAUCAGGAGAAUCUCCUAGGUUGGCAAGUUGCUAUGGCCAGUGGACCGAAAAUGAUGGCCCCCAUUUGUCUGGUGGAGAACCACAAGGAGCAGCUAUCAGUGAACCAGAAAGCCCUGGAGAUUCUGGACAAGAUCUCGCAGCCAGUGGUAGUUGUGGCUAUUGUUGGAUUGUACCGUACAGGCAAGUCCUAUCUGAUGAACCGCCUGGCAGGACAGAAUCACGGCUUCCCUCUGGGCUCCACCGUGCAGUCUGAAACCAAGGGCAUCUGGAUGUGGUGUGUGCCACAUCCCACCAAGCCAAAACACACCCUGGUCCUCCUGGACACCGAGGGACUGGGGGAUGUGGAGAAGGUUGACCCUACGAAUGACUCGUGGAUCUUUGCCCUGGCUGUGCUUCUGAGCAGCACCUUUGUCUACAACAGCAUGGGCACCAUCAACCACCAGGCCCUGGAGCAGCUGCAUUACGUCACAGAACUCACUGAGCUGAUCAGGGCAAAGUCUUCCCCAAGUCCUGAUGGAAUAAAGAAUUCCACUGAGUUUGUGAGUUUCUUCCCAGACUUCAUCUGGACUGUUCGGGAUUUCACGCUGGAGCUGAAGUUAGAUGGAAAGAGCAUCACGGAGGACGAGUACCUGGAGAACGCACUGAAGCUGAUCCCAGGUGACAAUCCCAGAAUCCAAGCAUCCAACUUGCCCAGAGAGUGCAUCAGACAUUUCUUCCCUAAACGGAAGUGUUUUGUCUUUGACCGGCCAACAAAUGACAAGGAACUCUUACGCAAAAUUGAGACUAUCUCAGAAGGCCAACUGGAUGCUAAGUUCCAGGAACAAACAAGGGCUUUUGUUUCUUACACCUUCACCGAGGCAAAGAUCAAGACACUCCGAGAGGGAAUUAAGGUCACUGGGAGUCGACUGGGGACUCUGGUGACAACCUACGUGGAUGCCAUCAACAGUGGAACUGUGCCUUGUCUGGAUGAUGCGGUGACAACUCUGGCCCAGCGUGAGAACUCAGCAGCUGUACAGAAGGCAGCUGAGCACUACAGUGAGCAGAUGGGCCAGCGACUGAGGCUCCCCACAGACACGCUCCAGGAGCUGCUGGGUGUGCACACAGCCUGUGAGAAGGAAGCCAUUGCUGUCUUCAUGGAGCACUCCUUCAAGGACGAAAACCAGCAAUUCCAGAAGAAGCUGCUGGAAUUAAUAGUGAUCAAGAGGGCAGAUUUCCUGCUGAAGAAUGAAGAGGCAUCAGAGAAAUACUGCCAGGAAAAACUGAAUUGUCUUGCGAAAGCACUAACAGAAAGUAUUUCAGCGGGGACAUUCUCCAUUGCUGGAGGACACAGGCUCUACAUGGAAAUGAGGGAGAAGAUUGAGCAAGAUUAUUGGCAGGUGCCCAGGAAAGGAGUGAAGGCAAGUGAAGUCUUCCAGAGAUUUCUGAAGUCACAGACCACCGUCGAGAGUUCCAUCCUGAAAGCAGAUACAGCCCUAACUGCUGGGGAGAAGGCCAUUGCAGAGGAGCGGGCCCAGAAGGAGGCAGCAGAGAAGGAACAAGACCUGCUUAGACAGAAGCAGGAGGAGCAGCAGCAACUGAUGAAGGCUCAAGAAAGAAGUCACAAGGAAAACCUCGAACAACUCAGAAUGAAGCUGGUGCAGGAGAGAGAGCAGCUCAUCAAAGACCAGAAGAAGAUUCUGGAGAAGCAGCUGCAGGCCCAAAAGGCAUUGCUUGCUGAAGGAUAUAAGAAGAAAUCUGAGGAAAUGAAUGCAGAAAUAAAUAAUUUGAAAAGUAAGAUUGAGACUAUAAAGAAAGAGAACACCUCGUUUUUGGAGCAAACCCUGAACGCCUUCGCUACAGUUCUCUGUGCUCCUAUUGUCCUGGCUGUGGAGGUUGUAAAAGGCAUUGCUGCACUCUUUUGAGACUCGCUCCUCUGAGAACACGAGACGGGGAAUAUGUGCUUUGUCCCAUUUUUAAGGCACACGUUCAUUUUCAUUCAGCAAAGUUUUAAAGAUGAAAGUGUUAC